Messenger RNA from Hevea brasiliensis (rubber tree), 1060 nucleotides. RefSeq names its product AP-3 complex subunit sigma. The record is from RefSeq and is a predicted model, not a curated record. Gene Ontology annotation, cellular component: intracellular membrane-bounded organelle; membrane coat; AP-3 adaptor complex. NCBI's taxonomy places the organism in Eukaryota, Viridiplantae, Streptophyta, Magnoliopsida, Malpighiales, Euphorbiaceae. Gene Ontology annotation, biological process: Golgi to vacuole transport; intracellular protein transport. The transcript is spliced from 7 exons. The coding region runs from base 185 to 685 and encodes 166 amino acids.
AAGAUGGUCCCUUGUCAUGUAACAUAUUCAUAUUAUUAUAAUUCAUAAUAAGAUAGCAUUUUGAGCCCUUUAUUUAUUUCUGUUUGGUAUUAGGUACAGAUGAGGCAAAUUCUGAAGGAAAGAGAAAUCAGAGAUCAUAAAUUAGCGGAGCCGCUCGCCUGGGGAAUCGGUGAAGGAGGUGAAAAUGAUAAAGGCGGUGAUGGUAAUAAAUACCCAAGGCAAACCUCGCCUUGCCAAAUUUUAUGAUUUUUUGACUGUGGACAAACAACAGGAGCUUAUACGCAGCGUAUUUGGAGUGUUAUGCAGUAGAGCUGAGAAUGUUAGCAAUUUCAUGGAGGCUGAUUCUAUCUUUGGUCCGGAUAGUCGUCUUGUGUACAAACACUAUGCAACUCUUUAUUUUGUGUUUGUAUUUGAUACCUGUGAAAAUGAGCUUGCCGUGCUAGAUCUCAUUCAAGUUUUUGUAGAAACACUGGACAAAUGCUUCAGAAAUGUAUGUGAGCUUGACAUAGUGUUCAAUUACAGCAAGUUGCAUACAAUUUUAGAUGAGAUAGUUUUUGGAGGUCAGGUGCUUGAAACAAGUUCUGCUGAAAUUAUGAAGGCUGUUGAAGAAAUAUCAAAGCUAGAAGCAUCCUCAAAUUCCAUCACAUUAGUCCCCAAAACUGUUUCUGGUUGGCGGAACCGAUAGCACAUUGAUGUGGAGUGACGGCAAAAUGAUCGCAGUUAACCCAUCAACCAUCGAGCACCACGGCACUCAGACCUGAAAUGGUUUCUGACAAGUUCGAUGCGUAUUAAGCAAGCUACUUCAGCACUCAAAGUUUCUUGUAUUGGUGAAUAUUUCAAGUGGAUUGAUUGUGGAAAACUUUCAGAGUAGGCUAGAAGAUUGGAAGUUAUUGAGUGAUUUAAAUCAUUAGAGGUUUGAUUGAUGCUGUUGCUGAUGACCUUGGGGAAAAUGAAAUUCCAAGAUGCAUGGUCACGAAAUUUUAAAGAUUGGAAAUUAAUAUUCUGUUAUGCAAUUGUUUGAAUGCCCUUGAUUAAGCCAGGAGGUUGAACGAUUGGGACA